This is a messenger RNA of Mesocestoides corti, 3663 nucleotides long. The record is from the annotation of a GenBank genome assembly. NCBI's taxonomy places the organism in Eukaryota, Metazoa, Platyhelminthes, Cestoda, Cyclophyllidea, Mesocestoididae.
AUGUCAAGUUUAAAGCCGGAUAAUGGUGGGAACGAUGCAGAUUGUUCUACUGGCGAAUCUAAGCUGAAGUUCAAUUUCCAUCUAUUUGAAAGAUGUUCUGGUGGUGUUCUGAAUUUGAGAUUUGACUCUUCGGUCCUCGAAAGCUAUUAUACUCUUUGCUCGUUCCCACACUCACUUUCGCGUUUCAGAAUAGCAGUUUCCUACUUCGCUCUUGUUUGUGCUGCUUGGUUGAUAUUCUUUGCAACUGCUGGAACGGAGCAAUGGAUGAUAUACGUUGCUGGAGCUGCCGCGGGUCUUGUCGUCGCGAUUGUCCUUUUUGGUCUAACAUGUUCGAGAGUAAUCUUUGAAAAGAACUUCCUUGUUUUAUAUAUCAUUCUGGCCCUUUUUUUCAGUCUGCUUUUCCUUCUCGCCUUUGUCCCCCCAACUGUUGGUGUUUCUUCAGCCUUUAACGCCAGCUUAAUUGUCCAGCUGCUCUUAGUUAUCUAUAUAAAUAUUCCUCUCAGAUUAUGGCAAGUUAUUCUUAUCUGCGGUCCUGUUAGUAUUAUCCACGUCAUCUUAUCAUGCACUGUCUGUGGAAGAAUAAAUGCAAGACUAAUUUGCAUAUACAUCCUUUUACACCUCUGUACACAUAUGAUUGGAUUUGCACAACAUAUCUUAUCUCAAGUGCGUCGUCGGUCAACCUUUAUGCGCCUCGGUCACAGUGCUUUGAUGCGCAAGGCUUUGGAGAAGGAGCAGCAGACUCAGAACGAAAUGAUUCUUUCCCUUAUGCCCCAGAAGGUUGCUAAUGAGGUGAUGCAAGGCUCCUAUAACAGUGAAGAUGAUGGCGAGGUAAACGAAGACGACGGGAGUAACGACCCGAAAUCGAAUGGUAUUUGGAGGGACAAAAAGUCUACCAAAAUGAAAAAGCUUGUAAAAAAUGGAGGUGCCCUAACAGAAAGUAUUAGUUUCUCUGACGAUAACUACAGUGCUAAUGAAGCUUAUCCCUUAAAAGGAUCGGAAGAGGUCAUUAACACGUUCAUUCUACCAUCACCCUCGAAUCUAAUAAUGUGCCUGAUCGGCGAUAGCAUGUACGAGGCCUUCCUGUUGGUUGACAAAUUCGCCCACUUGAUUGGUCGUGGGCAGCAUAGGCCUUAUGGCUCGGAUGUAAAGAUGGCUUCUCCUUCCACAGCACCGUCACAGCCUUUACCUGUUGCCGGGCACGCCGUCAAGUUCCGCAAGUUUCACGUCAGCCAGAUGGAGAACGUGAGCAUACUCUUUGCCGAUAUUGUUGGAUUCACCAAUAUGAGUUCAAAUAAAUCAGCUUCACAACUUUUGUGUCUUCUCAACGAUCUCUUUGGACGAUUUGAUAGCCUCUGUGAGUUGAACAGAUGUGAAAAAAUUGCGACUUUGGGCGAUUGUUACUACUGCGUGUCGGGGUGUCCCAACGCGGUGUCGGACCAUGCCGAGAGGAUUGUUGAAAUGGGUCGUUCAAUGUGCGUGGCCAUUCAGCAGUUCGACGACGACCAUGAUGAGCAGGUCAAUAUGCGUGUUGGUGUUCAUACCGGUAAGGUUAUUUGUGGUUUGGUCGGCACACGUCGCUUUAAAUUUGACGUCUGGUCAAACGAUGUCACACUGGCCAAUCAAAUGGAGUCUUCUGGUAAAGCUGGUGAGGUUCACAUCUCAGAAACUACAUUGCACUUUGUCAAGGACAUCUACGAGGUAUCCGAAGGAGAACCUGUUCCGGAUAUUCGCAAGGUAAAAGUACUGAUUGAGUACUAUAACAAAGAAGAUCAACGUUAUGCCAUUAAACAUACUCAAGAUCAAACUCUUAUCAAAACCUACUUCAUUAAGAGGCGUUUUGAUGACAAACCGGUGGUCACAUUGGAUAAGACCAAACAAUCUGGAAAUAUCAAUGUAUCACACGUUGUUCAGGACCAACCUAGUUCGUCAUUUGAACAAAUCAUUUCACCAAACAUAGGGUCAAAUGAGUUGACACUGACGACGUCUCCUGGGUCGAUUGAACCAGAGGUCAGGGCCCGUGGUUCCGAUGUGGAGAUGCUUGAUGCUUUGUGGAACCUCUCCAAACCAGAAGAGGUUUUCAAAUUCCCCCCCAUCUCCCCCUUUUCACUUUGCUUUCUAUCGCGGUCACUUGAACAGAUCUAUCGCCGGCAGGUCCUCCGUGUUCCCCGGAAGUCUGUCCUUGUGACCCUCGCCACGCCCCGCCUUACCCCCGUCACUAACGGUCUUGUUCACUUCAUAUUCUUCAUUUUGGUCUCCUUGGCAUGCUUCUAUAAUUUCCCAAAUCUAAUUAAUGGAGAACUGGUGCUUGCACUACCCUACGUUGUGUUUGGAUUUGGACUCUGCAUCAACGGUCUCUUCCUAUCUGUGAUUUUUUCCGACAUGCUUGCAUGGAACGGUUUCUGUCCAUCCGGAACACACAUUCUUCAGCGUUUUUACAGCAUCUUAUUUGACUGGUACGUUCGUAACAUUUUUGGAGCUCUCAUGCUUUGCAGCCCAGCGGCAUUUGUUUUAGCCAACUUCCAACUCUGCAUGUUUUGGAACAGUAGAACUUUGAAUGUAAGCGCAGCAGCUGAAUUUUCGAUUGGCGAAUACCGAAUGGUUCAUGGGAUUCUGUUCACCUUCAUGCUUUUUAAUUUAACCCUUUUCCCUAACUUCUCGUCAUGGACGAAGUCUCUCUCAGCAACAAUAAUCUGCUUGACUUCAUGCUUGUUAAUGCACUGGCCAUUCCAGGGAUUUUCCUACUCAUGUCCUAGCCAAGUGGUCGGUUUUUCGGCGAUAACCUCGGCAAUUGACACAAAUUCUCCUCCAGUCUGGUUAGCUGCUGCCGAAAGCACUCUGUUUCCUUGGGAAAUGACUGUAAUACUUUCCCUGAAUCUCAUAUUGAUAUUUUUCCUUAACCGGGAUAUAGACAUCAGCUUUCGCGUCAGUUUCAAUCGUGACUUUGAGGCUAGCCGUGCGAAGAAGGCCAUCUCUCGUGAAAAGAUGCAAGGUGAAUGGCUUCUAGAGAACAUUAUUCCGCGUUUCGUGCUGACCGACUUAAGGAAAACCAACAAGUACUCUCAACACGUUAAGGACGCCGCCGUGAUGUUUGCCUCAAUAGCCAACUUCUCUGAAUUUUAUGAUGAGCAAUACCAGGGCGGACAGGAGAUGUUGCGUGUGCUGAAUGAAAUUUUCGCUGACUUCGAACACCUCCUCUCAUCGAGUAGGUUCAAGGACGUGGAAAAGAUAAAGACAAUUGCUGAGUGUUUCAUGGCAGCUUCCGGAUUGAAUUUGGUUCAACGUGCACAGAAUAAGUCACCAGAUGCCCAUCUCUAUGCUUUGAUGGAUUUCGCAACCGAACUUUUGAAGACUCUGGAGGACUUCAAUCGUCAGAUGUUCAACUUCCAGUUUGAGUUAAAGAUAGGCUACAACGUUGGUGAGGUCACUGCCGGCGUUAUUGGCACAACUAAACUAUUGUAUGACAUUUGGGGGGACACCGUGAAUGUGGCUAGUCGGAUGUACUCCACCGGACAAAAAGCAAGGAUCCAGGUAACUGAGGAUGUGGCUCAGCGACUCUCCUCCCAGUAUGAUUUUGAGUACAGAGGAAACGUUUUCGUUAAGGGCAAGGGCGAGAUGAGGACUCACUUGCUCAUUGGCCGGAAGGCGGACGCCGAACCCUAUUAA